This is a messenger RNA of Perca flavescens (yellow perch), 1721 nucleotides long. Its product is annotated as transmembrane protein 150A. Gene Ontology annotation, biological process: protein localization to plasma membrane. The coding region runs from base 299 to 1261 and encodes 320 amino acids. The record is from RefSeq and is a predicted model, not a curated record. The transcript has 9 exons. NCBI's taxonomy places the organism in Eukaryota, Metazoa, Chordata, Actinopteri, Perciformes, Percidae. Gene Ontology annotation, cellular component: plasma membrane.
CUUGCCCGUAACAAUUGCUGAAGACCCCAUCUCAUGUGCGCCGCCAUUUUGUUUGUUAUGAAAAUGAGGACCUCGUGUGGUGGACAGCAGCAGUAGCCCAUUAGAUACUUCACAUAUCCUCCUUUCUUCAGUUUAUUUCCUCCGUGAAACGAAAUAAUGUAUUGGUCGUAGAGACCAACAUAAGUAAAAGGAAAACUUAAAUUAAUUUAAAAGUUAAUUAUUGUGUAGGCCUAAUCAUAAAUAUUGUGCCUUAAAGGGGAGCACAACCUAAAUUAAUUAAGUCCAACGUGUUAUUUCCAUGGCCUCAGAAAGUUCAAUCAAUAUUUGUGAACAUGAGCUACUCUCUCAAAGCCAGAAACCGAGUAGCGUUCCAGACACCCAUGCUUUUACACAGCAGAUGGGGACAACCGCCGUCACCCUAUUUACUUUUGCCCAAGCCGUGCAAAAGUGGCUGCGCUAUGCGCCAGACCGGGCAGGAGGGACUGGAAGACAACGUCAGAGGACCAUGAACUACAUGGUGCUUUGGAUUAUCUUCCCCAUCUCCCUCUCCCUGGUGUCCUUCAUUGGAACAUGGACUGUAUAUGGCCUGGCUUUCACCAACAAUCAUGUGUGCUCUCUCACUGACUGGGGGAGUGACAACUACUGCAAAGGGAAUCAGUCCACUGGAUGUUGCCUUGUUCCCACUAUAAGCUCAAGUGGAACUAGUGCACCAGAAAAUUCACUUUUUACAGCCACAAUCAAUGCAGGAUCCUUUCUGUUUCUGCUGUUCAGUAUAUUCCACCAUGCCCACGUUAUGGAGAGACACACAUGUCAUUCCAUGCUGAGCAGGUUUGCACUGGUCUUUGGUGUGGUGGCAGCUUUGGGGGCAUUCACAGCUGGCAACUGUAAUCCAGGUUACCUGGCACUCCUUCACUACCUCGGAGCUGCCAUCAGUUUCAUGUGCAUCUGCUUCUACACUGUCCUGCUCACUGCGCUGACUGGGAAGUGUUCGCUGACAGGAUAUGAGAAGAUUCUCUACCCGUUACGCAUCGCCUCCACAGUGGUUCAAACAAUUGUCACCAUCUGCUAUACUGUUUUGUUCGCCCAGGACGAGUACUUUUAUGUCCACUUGUCGGCUAUAUUUGAGUGGAUGCUCAGCAUAAACCUGGAGCUGUUUGAGCUCAGCUUCGCCGUGGAGUUUUGCUUCUUCUCAUCCUUCAUGCUUUCAAAUCUGUUGAGCAAACGUGAGGAAGAAAAGCCUUUAAUGAUGACGAUGUCCUGAUAUAAGGCUGCUAGGUUCCAGCUGAAGCACAUAAGCAGUGAGGAUGGACUGAGUAAGACAUCUGUUAAGACAUCUGUGGCUGGACCGGAGAUGGAGGACCAAGUUUUUUUUUCCAUCACUCUGCUGGGAUGGUUUUAUAGCCAUUUAUGGAUUAUGACCACUUUUAUUCCACUGUCUUGAUACUGCUGCCUAAAAUUAUAUGAUUUUCUUUACUAGGCAUUUUUCUUCCCCAUUCCUUACUGUAUUUAUUUAUUGAAACAUUCUUGUGCAGCAAAUGAACAAAACAUAUCAGCUGUAUUAUACUUAUGCUUUGACAACAGAACAAUUAACCCGUUUCAUAUUCAUUUAUGUAAAUUUUUUGUGUGCAAUUACAUGCUAAUAGGCUACACUAAUAAGGAUUUUAGCUUCACAUUGAGGUUCUUUGAGCACUUGCACUUAAUAAAAAAUGGCCACUGUACUC